CCCGCCCCUUCCUCCUGCUGCUGCUCCUCCUCCUGCGUGAUGGCGGCCGGCGGCGGCCCGCUGCGGCUGCGGCUGGUGUUCGACCACCCUCCGCCGGCCAGCCCGGGCUGCGCGCUGUGCUGGCUGCUGCUGGAGCCGGGCCAGGCGCGGCUCGUCACGGACCUGCUCAGCCUCAUCCGCCACCGCUUCGGCUUCAGCCGCCGCGCCCGCCUCAGCCUCUUCCUCGAGGGGGCGCUGCUGCCGCCCGCCGAGAGCGCGCGCCUCGUGCGCGACAACGACUCGCUGCGAGUAAAAUUGGAAGAGAUAGUUGCAGAUGAUUAUGAAGAGAUAGAUGAUGGCUUUAUUUAUGUAACAAAAGAAGACAAAAAAAGGCACAGACACAAGCAGGAUGAGGAAGAAUCCUCUAGGAAUGAAGGCAAGCAUAAAAGGAAAAAGAAAAAGGAGAAGCAUAACCUUGAGUAUUCUUCUUGCAGAGAAGAGACUUUUGUAGAUACUUGGGACUCUCAGAAAAGGUACACAAAAAGAAAAAGAAAAGAAGAAGUUAGGGGAAGAAAUAGUCUCACAGAAGGUAAGGAAGAGAGCUCUACCUCCCAUUCUAAAAAAAAGAAAAAAACAGAGAGGGAGAAGCAGUUGGCAACAAAAAAGAAGGAUGAAAAGCAGACAAAGGUUGCUGCAGCAAAGAUCGCUUUAGAGCGGGCAAAUGAGAGCUUUUCUCUAAAUUCUGGUAAAAAUAGCACCAAAGAGAUCACAACACAGUCCAGGAAAAAGAGGGUGGGAGCUUCAGAUUCCUCCAGCACAUCGUCCGAUAGUGACAGCAGUGAAUUAAAUGUAAAGGAAAAUAAAUCUUCCCAUAAGACUGUAGUGGUGACACUUCCCAAAGACAAAUCCCAGGCUGCUUCAGAUUCUGAUGUGAAAACUAAUAAAGUGGCUGUAAAGUCUAAUACUGUAAAGGCUAAGACUGCAAUUAGUAAAAAUGCUAAAAACCCCCAGUCUUCUAGUUCAGAUUCUGACUCGAGUACAGAGGAUGAGAAGGUGACACCAGCACAAGACAGCACUGCAAAGGAGAAAUCAGUGCCAAACCAUGUGGUGGCUGUAAAAGCCAGCACCAAGGCUCCCAAAGCACAGAGCUCCUCUUCAGACUCUGAUAGUUCAGACUCAGAAACAAUUGUCAUUAAAAAAUCUGCAGCAGGUGCUGGACUGGGUAACUCCAUGGUAAGGAACUGCACUAACCAGUUGCCAGCCAGUGCCCAAGGAUCGUUUGCCAGCCCAGGCCGUGGAAGGGGGCGUGGAGCAAGAGAGGAUAACUUCUGGAGAGGACCUAGGGGCCAUGGGUUUCGUGGGAUGAUGAGGGGCCAUGGGAGAGGAGCAAGCCCUGGCUUCUUCUAUAACUACAGCAGUGAAGGCCAGAAACAGAGGCAGUUAAAUGAAGCUGCGACAAACACUUCUGUCCUAAUCCAGAAUCCUGUGGAGAUUCCCAAGAGAGACUAUAGUGCAUUACCUCUUCUAGCAGCCCCACCCCAAGUGGGGGAAAGAAUUGCCUUUAAGCGCCUGGAACUAACUGAAAAUUACAGUCCUGAAAUUUCAGACUAUAAGGAGGCAAAAAUAAUCAGUUGGAAUGCUGACAAAAAGCAGAUUGAACUUGAGAUCCUUUCAACAUCAGCAGGACAAUUUGCUAAGGAGCCAGGGAAGUUUGACCUGGUGUACCAGUCUGCGGAUGGAGAGGAGCUGAUCGAGUACGCGGUGCCUCAGGACACCAAGAUAACUGAGAGCUGGGAUGCACUGAUAGAGCCAAGACUGAUUGUGGAGCCUCCAGUUAAUGGAUCCAGCGUUGAAAAUUGAACAUCUAGGAUGUGAAAAAAUGUGAACAAUUGUACAGAUUUGUUCUGUGAAAUUCUGCCUUCUGCUUCUGAGAGUGGCAGGUGCACUGGUGAAUGUUACUGUCUUAAAAAGAAGUAGACCAAAAGAAAAACAUUUUUUCCCUUAGGCUAUGUUUUUAUGUAAUACAUGAAAACUUUGUUUAUUAUAGGCAGUCUAAUAUAGAUAUGUUUGGUUUGAAUAUUUAUAUCCUACUGUAGCAAGCUGCAGCAUUUGAAUGGUUUGAUUAAAAUGUAAAACACAACUCUGUACUGUGAAUAACUAUUUAAAUGUCUGGGUUAGGCUCAAGCUGUAUAACUGCCAGAGGUCACUUUCAUUUAAAAAUUAGUUAUAAGUAUUGUUGAUGUGCAGAAGUUGCCCUCUGUUGCUGCCAAGCAUCAUACUGCAGCUACUUAAAGAGUUCAUCUGAACAUGUCCAGAAAAGCCUGUGGAUUUUGAGCUUCUGUAAUUUUAAGGCAGAUAAAUAGCACUGGUAUCUGUCAACUUUGCUUGGAACCAGUGAAAUCUAACAUGAGCCUGCAGAGAAGACAUAGAAAAAAACAAAGCCUAGAUACAAACAAACACCGGAAAAUUUGUACAUUGUGGUUUAGCUGUCAUGUACUCUGACCUAGUGCAUGAAUCCAUUAAAGUACUGUGCAUUUUUGCAUCAGCCCUAUUAAAAUGUCUUGUUUGUGAAGGAAUAAUUUUUAUACAAGUAAAAUGAAUUUGUGCA
Messenger RNA from Oenanthe melanoleuca, 2587 nucleotides. It is a transcript of the gene COIL, whose product is annotated as coilin. Bases 40 to 1839 code for a protein of 599 amino acids. Gene Ontology annotation, biological process: spliceosomal snRNP assembly. Lineage: Eukaryota; Metazoa; Chordata; Aves; Passeriformes; Muscicapidae. The transcript has 7 exons. The record is from RefSeq and is a predicted model, not a curated record. Gene Ontology annotation, cellular component: Cajal body. Gene Ontology annotation, molecular function: U2 snRNA binding; U1 snRNA binding.